UCCACGGGGUCCAGACUGUGCUGGACAAUAGGCCUAUUUUGUUGUUGUUGUUGUGUUUGAGUGUGUUUGUGUGAGUGGGUGCGGAGCAGAACACGUGGUCUGUGACGCCAGCUGUUGUUGUUAUUAUGGGUUCCCAAGCAACCAAGAGUGUGUCAGAGGGUGACGAGAAGUUUAUGAUGAAAUUCGCUCCCGCUAGCGCAAAGUAUUUAGGACAUUGGCGCAAAAAAUAUGAUUUUGAAGGUAAAUUGGUUGUAGGACAAUGUCAAAUGUUAGUAGAACAGUUGACAGUAAAGGCAGCUUGUGCAAAAGGGAAAUUGAAACAGGAGAGAGAGUUACAACUGGCGUCCGCUAAACUGUGGUUAGAGCAGGCGCAGAAAAGACAGGAGGCAGCGAACGUGAAGAGAGCAGCUUUGCAGGCAUUAGCUGUGAAACCUGAAGAUGAGACGGUGCGGUCUACUUCAGUAGUGCUGACGUUAAGGGACCAACAGCAUAGAGCAGCAUUAGAGAGGGAGAGAGAGGCCAGAGAGGAGGAAGAAAAGCAGGAGCAGGAGAAGAGAGAGAGAGAGGAGGAGGACAGAGUACGGCAGGAGUUUGGGGAUGCCGCAGCAAAAUAUUUAAGCCCUUAUGGAACUAGAUCCAAAACUAAGAGGGAUGAGGCGAGUGCAGCUGGUAUGCCUAUGGUGGAGGUCGCGAAUCCCCAUUUUGGAGUUGAAAGUGACCAAAGCCGUGUUAUUUGUGUUUACAGGCCAUGGACUGAAUCUGAAUGUGCAGAGGCAUGUAAAGGUUUAGGAAACCCGUUGACUAAUGUUGAUGAAUUUAUCGCCCGACACAAGCAACUCUGCUCCUCGUACCGCUUAAACGGUCAGGAAACAGAAGCCACUUUUAGGAAGUGUCUCACAUAUAACUGGGCUCGGGUGCGAGGCACCUACACAGGGAGGGAUGGUAAUACCGUCCUACCCUAUGGACAUGCAAAUUUAAGAGGCCAAGUUGAUGGGGUUUAUGAGCGUCUUAGAAAUACCUUUAAAGCUUCUGUAGAUUACAACAAAAUCGCCCAAUGCAUGCAGAAAGAAGGAGAGGAUGUUCAUGAGUUCAGGGCAAGAUUAGAGGAAGUUUUCAAAGAACACAGCGGCCUUGAAGAGAGUGCGGAGAAGGCCAGCCCAUAUCAACAGCAGUUAAAACAUGCUCUGAUGAAUGGCUUCCAUCCACGCAUUGCUGCUCUCAUCAGAAAACAAAAUGUUAAUCAGAACACUGACGGGUCCGUUGAAUGCAUGAACUGGGCCCGCCAUGCACAGGAAGUUAUUAAAAAUAAAAAAAAGAAGCCACAAAGCGCUGAGGCCGCUGCCUUUUUAGUAGAUGAAAUUUUGUUUCAGGGACAGGCUGGAAGAGGGCAAAAUAGAGGCAGGAGUAGGAGAGGUAGAGGCCCAUGGCGACCCCAGGAUAACCGUGGUAAAAGAGAUGAUAAGUGCUAUGCAUGUGGGGAAAUGGGCCAUCAUGCAAGGGAGUGUCCUGAUCGCAUGCCUGAAGAGUAUAAACGCCCUGAUCCAAGAAACCCUUAUUAUAAUAAAUGA
Messenger RNA from Neolamprologus brichardi, 1568 nucleotides. Lineage: Eukaryota; Metazoa; Chordata; Actinopteri; Cichliformes; Cichlidae. The record is from RefSeq and is a predicted model, not a curated record.